Molecule: messenger RNA, 7424 nt
Organism: Lutra lutra (Eurasian river otter)
Lineage: Eukaryota; Metazoa; Chordata; Mammalia; Carnivora; Mustelidae
Gene: SNX33
Product: sorting nexin 33
Exons: 2
Coding region: 481-1962 (493 amino acids)
Biological process (GO): cleavage furrow formation; intracellular protein transport; endosomal transport
Cellular component (GO): cytoplasmic vesicle; plasma membrane
Molecular function (GO): protein binding; phosphatidylinositol binding
Source: RefSeq, a predicted model, not a curated record
GAAAACCCAGUGGCCCAGGAGGAGGAGGAAGGAGGAAGGAGCAGAUCUGUAGAGAAAUGUGAGAGCAGCCUGGAGGAGCUGAGAGCCAGAGCUGCCUCGGUUUCUGAAACGGUGGUUUUUGAGUGAUUCUCUUCUGUUUUAGAACAUUGUUACAGUGGAAAGUGUCAAACAAAUUCUUGCCCUCUUAAAGCUGAUUUCUCCAGUUCACUUGACUUUUCUUCUGGGAGGGGAAGAAAGGAGAGACUACAUGGACAUGAUCUAUCCCUGCUCACAGGAGUGUGCCGGAGACCUAAUAAUAAUAGGCAGUUAAUGGGCCUCGGACAUUGCUUUGAGUAGUGGGAGGCUGGACAGCAUCUGUGGGUAGUAAACCCCAGUUUAGGGGCCAAGAGACUGAGUUGCUGUGACAGGCCUUGAGCUGCUAGUGCAUUCCCAGUUCUGGGCAGGACGCUGUCCUCGUCUCUCUCUACCAUUGGCCCAGCCAUGGCACUGAAAGGGCGAGCCCUCUAUGACUUCCGCAGCGAGAACAAGGAGGAGAUCAGCAUCCAUCAGGAUGAGGACCUGGUCAUCUUCAGUGAGACCUCGCUGGAUGGCUGGCUGCAGGGCCAGAACAGCCGCGGGGAGACAGGGCUCUUCCCUGCCUCUUACGUGGAGAUCAUCCGGUCCGGUGCCAGCCCCAACCAUGGCGACUACUCCAGCAGCCCAGGCUCUCUGGGCACCCAGGUGAGCUUGUACGACAGCUCCGGUGUGGCCAGUCCUUCCAGGAGUGGUGGGGUCAGUGGCUUCCUCUCACACCAGGGCAGCUUUGAGGAGGAUGAUGACGAUGACUGGGAUGACUGGGACGAUGGAAGCACCGUGGUAGAGGAGCCUCGGGCUGGUGGGCUGGGCACCAACGGGCACCCCCCUCUCAACCUCUCCUAUCCUGGUGCCUACCCCAGCCAGCACAUGGCCUUUCGGCCCAAGCCAGCCCUGGAGCGGCAGGACAGCCUGGCGUCUGCCAAGCGUGGCAGCGUGGUGGGACGCAACCUCAACCGUUUCUCGUGUUUCGUGCGCUCUGGAGUGGAGGCCUUUAUCUUGGGUGAUGUGCCCAUGAUGGCCAAGAUCGCCGAGACGUACUCCAUUGAAAUGGGCCCUCGUGGGCCCCAGUGGAAGGCCAACCCCCACCCGUUUGCCUGUUCCGUGGAGGACCCCACCAAACAGACCAAGUUCAAGGGCAUCAAAAGCUACAUCUCCUACAAGCUCACACCAACCCACGCCGGCUCGCCAGUCUACCGGCGCUACAAACACUUUGACUGGCUCUAUAACCGCCUGUUGCACAAGUUCACUGUCAUCUCGGUGCCCCACCUGCCGGAGAAGCAGGCCACAGGCCGCUUCGAGGAGGACUUUAUUGAGAAGCGGAAGCGUCGACUCAUUCUCUGGAUGGACCACAUGACCAGCCACCCCGUGCUGUCCCAGUAUGAGGGCUUCCAGCAUUUCCUCAGCUGCCUGGAUGACAAGCAGUGGAAGAUGGGCAAGCGCCGGGCCGAGAAGGAUGAAAUGGUGGGUGCCAGCUUCCUGCUCACCUUCCAGAUCCCCACAGAGCACCAGGACCUGCAGGACGUGGAGGACCGUGUGGAUACCUUCAAGGCCUUCAGCAAGAAGAUGGACGACAGCGUCCUGCAGCUCAGCACCGUGGCUUCGGAACUGGUGCGCAAGCAUGUGGGGGGCUUCCGCAAGGAGUUCCAGAAGCUGGGUAGUGCUUUCCAGGCCAUCAGCCAUGCCUUCCAGAUGGACCCCCCAUUUAGCUCUGAGGCCCUCAACAGCGCCAUUUCUCACACGGGCCGCACCUAUGAAGCUGUCGGUGAGAUGUUUGCCGAGCAGCCCAAAAACGACCUCUUCCAGAUGCUUGACACGCUCUCCCUCUACCAGGGCCUGCUCUCAAACUUCCCCGAUAUCAUUCACCUGCAGAAAGCCAUUCUGUGCUGAGCCCGUUGAGGUAUCAGGCUGAGUCUGGGAACAUGGAGAUGACUGGGGCCCAGGCCUUGCCCUUGAGGAGCCCAGAGGCUUGUGGGGGACAGGGACACAGAUAACAAGAGCACAGAGUGUGGCCUGUCUUCCCACUCCUCUCAAGCUCUACUUCCUGCCCUCGUGUUUUGGAGCCUGUUCGUCCCACUGCAUACCCUAUCUGUGAGCUCCCUGUCCAUGUGCGGGAGGCCCCCUGUCCCCAUUUUGCAGAUGAAGAAGCUGAUGUCCGCAGAAGGCUGUCUGCACAGGGAGUCCGUGGUUCAGCUGAGACUGUCCCUUCCUCCUGCGCCUCCCUAAGGACACAACCAUGUUGGCCAGUUCCCAAGCCCAGCUGUGUUUUCAGUUCUCAUGGCCCCCCUCCGUGGGGGAGGGACAGGAUGAGCCCCUGUUACUGUUGGGCCGUCAAGGAACUGCCAGGGAAGUGACUCAUUCCAGGUCACCUAGGGGCACCCGGGCUGGUCCAGGGGAGGAACAGGGGUUCGGGGCACUACCCACAUGGCCCAUUCAACUCCCCCUUCCUGAAACCUGGCUUCUCUUGCCUGCGCAGUGAAUGAGGGGCUGAACUGGCAGGUGGCUGAGUCCUGGGACAACAGGCCGGGCAGAUGUCAAGAGAGGUGUGGUUCUCCCUGGGGCUGCUUGGUAACUCCGGAAGAUCGUCUGCAGGGCGUGGGGCUGGUUCCCGGGCCCCUAGGCCCUGAGGUCAGGACUGGCUUGGUGCGGAGUUUUCCUCUGGGUGGGGCCCGGAGGCAGACCUCUGGACUGAGCCAGGGGGACAGCAAACACCACCCUCUGCCUCUGUAUCCAGGAGAGCCCGAAGUACACCAGCCCUGUUCUACUUUACCAGGAGAUCGCCUUCGAGAACUUCUCCAUCUCCCAGGUUCCUUUCUCCCCUCACUUUCUCAUCCUCCUUCCUUUCCCUGCCCUUUUUUCUCACCUUCACCUUCCUGUCCUCCUCUUUCCACCUUCCUUCAGCUUCAGGAAACAUGAGCCCUGAGUUCUAGUUUUGGCUGUGUUCCCAGUUUGCUGGGUAUUCCUGGGAAGUGCCUUCCCCUCUCUGGGCCUUAGUUUCCUCAUCUAGAAAACAAGGGAGGGUCGACCCAGUGAACUCUCAGGAGGGGAGCCUCCUGGGGAGGAUCUGGUGGAGAACAGGGUCAUGCCUUAGAGCUGACUCUGAGCUCUGGGGCAGGCAUACGGCAGAGGCGGCUGGCUGACCGGGGCCUGUGGGGCAGGUGUCUCCCUGGCCGGAAGUAGAAGCACGUUCACUGCUGCACUCAGGCCUGGGAAAGCUGGUUCAACCAGCUCCUUGGAUCGCGUGUGUCUGUGUGGGCAGUGGGGGGGGAAGCAGGGGCACAGUGAGUAAACAGCCACCCUGGGCCAGAGCUGGGGAAGGAGGGUGGCCUUUUCCCCAGCCAGGGCUCCCAGGGUUGCACUGAAGCAGGAAGCAGUGAUGCCAGGCCAGCCUUUCAGAGGAGCAGGGACGCAGAGCUAAGAGAGGCCAUUUCCAAGUGUCUCCUUGAGGUCUUUCUGAGAGUGAGGGCCCAGCAGUCAUCUGGGUUCAUGCAUUCAACCUUAGGCAGAGGUGAACCCACCCUCCCUCACCCUGAGGACCCCUCCCCAGUGGACCAACUCAUUUUGGCUUACUUUUCCUCCUUCUGGGCUGUAGCUGGGCCAGUUAGGGAGGAGGGCUUGGGAUCUGGCUGAGACAGAAUUGAGCAGGUUUGGAGGACCACGGCCUGAUGGGGGGAGAAGGAAUUCCAUGCUGGCCUUGUGGGUGGGACCCUUUUUUAGAGAGAGGAGCAGGAAAGUUGGGCCUCAGAUCUCCAGAAUUCUGUCUAGUCCAUCAGGACAUCUGAAAGAUGGCAAGCGUAUGGCAGAGGCCAUGGAAGGAAGGAGAUAGGAGGCUUAGGUGGGGUCAGGAGGCCAGGAUCUGGACAAAUAUUGCCUCUGAGAUGACCGUGAGGGUGUUUUUCCUCCCUCAGUGUCCCCCUUGGUAAAACGGAUCAUGGAGUCUACUUGGCACUGAGAUGAAGGCCACCACUCUAAAUGUCUGCCCAGUGGCCCAGCAGUCCAGGGGUCUCCUAAGAGAAGAGGAACCAUAUAAUUAACCAUUGAAACCUGGGCAGUCUUGGGGUAAAAGGGGCCCCAGUCAUAGUUACGCUGGGACAAGGGGAAAUAGUGCCUAUCCAGGGCCUCUCCCUGUGAGCCAGCAGGGCAGAGAAGUUACUGUGGUCCCCUGUAUUUUCCCGAUGAGGUGCAGUGAGGUGGGGAUGAUACGCAGAGCAGAAAUUGGGGCCCAGGGGUGUCUGAGUACACCACCCAGGCUGGUUCCCCUGUGCCAGACAGAUGGGGUGAAGGAGAACCCCAAGGGAUGGGUGCACAGGUAGAUGAGGCAGAGGGGAAGGACGAGGGAGGAUGGGUGCUUAGCACCCUGCUAACUCAGUUGGCAUGCUUGGUGGGCUGGAAGCAGACCCAGGAACUCACAGUGUGUGGCAGCGGCCAUGGGACUCCUAGGCUGGCCGUGGCAGCAUGUCCACAGCAGGACCAAGUGCUUGUCUGGGGGGAUGGGCAGGUCCGACCUCUGUGUUCCAGGCUAUCAUCUAACCCUCCCUCUCCCUCCCCUCCUAGACUUCCAUAAACAAAGAGAAGCCUCUUGCUACCAGCCACCAGCAGCUGGUUCUUGCUAUGACUGAAAAAGCAGUCUGCACACGGAUGCACGGAGCAUCUUAAGCUCUUGCUCUGUUGGGUGCUAGCCUAAGUACUUUGUACAGAUGAGUUCUGUUAAACCCUAACUACACUCUAGGGUGGGGACAGUUAUGAUCCCAUUUUUUAGAUAUAGAAACUCAAAAUCACUGUACUGCCAAGAGCAGUAGUCAGUGGCAUCCGACCUAGUCCAGCCUGUUCCACUGGACAGCUGGGAGACCUCUGGCCCAGUGGCUUUCUGGAAGUGACACAGCUGGGACGGGGGCUCAGACCUCCUGUCCCUGACGUGGGUUGGGGGUGAUUACCUCGGAGAGGUGGGGACAGGAUAGAUUUAGGUGGGAGCUUCGGGAGUGUGUCUGGGACCCCACCUCCUUUCCUAGUUCCUGGGAUCCAGCCUACAGGACACCUGCCAGGGCAGGAGGCUUCCCUGGGUCCUGAGCUCUGGGGUUGAGUCCUACAUGGAAUAUAGCAGAGCUGCCCGAUGGGCCUGAGCCCCGACUCCCAGCCUGUCUCUGGGGUAUGUUAGGGUUGGUCGGUCUCAGCCCCAGAUCUGAGUCACAGGGUGGAGAGGUGACAGAGAGCAGGGUGGGACCUCCGCCUGUCCCCUCCCCUCCACAGCUUUUGUCCCCUGUUGCUAGCCCCUGCCUGGGUGUGGAUACCUAGCAAUUGCAUUAGAUUCAUUUCUAUUACUUGGGCCUCUGUCUCCCCAUCAACAAAAGGAAACUUUCUCUCCUCCAAGGUCAGAAAAGCCCUCUGGAAUCUGGGUCCACCCUCGCUGCACCCAGAUUUUUUUAAGGCAGCUGGAAUCUAAGGUAGUUAGUGUGUCCUUUUCAAGUAGGUUCCUUAUCUGUUAUCUGGGGGCCUCACGCAGAUGGGGUGACCUGGGUGACCUGGGUGACCUGGCAUGGGGUCUCUGCAGUAGAUGUCCACCCCCCCAGCCGUGGGGGGCACCUCUGCACCCCCACAUAUGGGGCACGAAGGAGGCUGGGAGGCCCUAGGGAAGUCCUCCCCGGUAGGGCCUCAGUUUCCUCUGUGCUGCUGGCCUCUAGGACCUCUUUAGCUCCGAAGUCUCUUAUUGAGUCCUUGUGCUGGGCCUUGGGAUGGUCCCUCUUGUGCUGCCCAGACUUGGGCAGUUGGGAUGGAACAGGAGGUGGGAGGUGGCUCAGGGAGGGUGGCAGAAGGAGCAAGUGGGUUGGGAGCUGGUGACGGCGGAGUUCUUUCGAGUGGAGUGUGAGCGACCCUGGAGAUCCUCCAAACUCGUGUCUGCCCACCCCAGAUGUCCCUGUUAGCCAUGCACUUGCCAGCUCCUAUGGGUGCCUCUGUAGUUGUUUCCAGUAUGUGGAGCCCUGGGCCUGCCACAGAGUAAAUGACCGAAAGAAGGAUCUCGAAUGCAUUAGACAACUUGAGCAAGAGUCAGAGGCCCCCAGCGGGCUGUUGGCGUGAUUGGAUGCUUCUCAAGUGCUCGGGGCUGUGUUGUCCUGUGUGCCGGGCCUUCCUGUACCUGUACCCUGCUUUGCACAGUGCAGUCCCUACAGCCCUGCAAGGAGUGCACGCCAGGCCCCGGAAGACGUCCUCCUUCCCCCGGCAACUGGCCCCACAGCCUUCAGUGCACAGUCAGUCAAGUGCCUGUUAAUGCAGAUCUGAAAUUCAUUCGCCAACUGCUUGCUGAUUUAUUCAGAUUCUUCUAAAUUGGGUCCCCUGCUCAGGUUUGUCCCCCAUCUGCCAUCUGUCACCUGGUUAGUGUAAAGCCUCCUCUGGUCCCUCUAGGCUGGUGUGAGGAGGGGCAGGGCCUGUGUGUGGGGAGACACACACAAAAGAAAAUUCCAGGUGGCUUUGAGGUGCUGUUUUUAGAAUCAGUCAUGUGAUGGGGGUCGGGAGCGCCCUGGAGAGGGGUCAGGAGGUGUGGGAGGCAUCCGACCUGGGGGCACUGUGGGAGGCUCUGGCAGGGAGAUGCUGCCCGAGUCUGAUCAGGGGCCUUAAAUUAUGCAGAAAGAUCUUGUGGGCAGAAAGGUGGUGGUAGGAAAGAGCAGGGUGAGUUUGAUGAACACGGGGUCAGCGUGGAAUGGGUGCAGGGGCUAACUCCUGGAGCGCCUCCCGGCUGGGCAGACAGCCAGCAACCUUCGUCUGCGGGUAGAGGGGCGUCCCUCUUGGCUGUUCGUCAGGUGCUGUGGAGAACCUCUUAGACACUGGGCCUGAGGUGGGAGCCCCUUUGUUGCUGCUCAUGGAGGGACCAGUCGAAUCCGCUCAUCAGACGUGUACCCAGCUCUCCUGGGGGCCAGGCCUGGUCCUGGGUGCUGGAGACACUGAGCUCACAGAGCAGAGGGAGGCAGGCAGAGCAAGCACAGGGUGGUAAGAGCCGGGGCUGAUGGAAGCCCCAGGAACACGGGGAGGUACCUCAUGCCGUGGGGGGCUGCUGGGAAGGCUUUCUGGAGGAGGUGACGUCCGAGCCGAUUAGGAGCCAGUGUGAGAGACGAUGCUGGUGUUGGGUAAGGACGGCCCUGUCCUGGAACUUGAUAGAGCCAGCAGGGCUGUGAUGGGCUGGGUGCCACAGGCCGCUGGCAGUGCCCCAGGUCUGGAGGGAAGAUGUCCCGAUGGUGAGGGUUUGGAGGAGGUCCUGGGGGAGACACCCAGGUGGCUGUCCCUGAGGGGGCUCCCGGAGGGUAUAGGGAGCAAAGCGGGCAGACCAGAGCCCUAACUUCCCUUGUCCUCCUCCACUGUGCCCG